AUGUGUAUAAGAGACAGGCGUUACUGGGACAACAGAGCCUGCAGCUUUACUGGGACAACAGAGCCUGCAGCGUUACUGGGACAACAGAGCCUGCAGCUUUACUGGGACAACAGAGCCUGCAGUGUUACUGGGACAACAGAGCCUGCAGCUUUACUGGGACAACAGAGCCUNGCCACAGCCUCCCCUGCCACAGCCUCCCCUGCCACAGCCUCCCCUGCCACAGCCUCCCCUGCCACAGCCUCCCCUGCCACAGCCUCCCCUGCCACAGCCUCCCCUGCCACAGCCUCCCCUGCCACAGCCUCCCCUGCCACAGCCUCCCCUGCCACAGCCUCCCCUGCCACAGCCUCCCCUGCCACAGCCUCCCCUGCCACAGCCUCCCCUGCCACAGCCUCCCCUGCCACAGCCUCCCCUGCCACAGCCUCCCCUGCCACAGCCUCCCCUGCCACAGCCUCCCCUGCCACAGCCUCCCCUGCCACAGCCUCCCCUGCCACAGCCUCCCCUGCCACAGCCUCCCCUGCCACAGCCUCCCCUGCCACAGCCUCCCCUGCCACUCCCUCCCCUGCCACAGCCUCCCUUGCUACAGCCUCCCCUGCCACAGCCUCCCCUGCCACAGCACCCUCCUUGCCACGGGCUACUAAUACUACGACAGACGGUGAACAACUGAACAUUUACUUGAUUAAAAUAGCCUGA
Molecule: messenger RNA, 690 nt
Organism: Hyalella azteca
Lineage: Eukaryota; Metazoa; Arthropoda; Malacostraca; Amphipoda; Hyalellidae
Product: transmembrane protease serine 13-like
Exons: 1
Coding region: 1-690 (229 amino acids)
Source: RefSeq, a predicted model, not a curated record